Rotaria socialis is the source of this 1428-nucleotide messenger RNA. Lineage: Eukaryota; Metazoa; Rotifera; Eurotatoria; Philodinida; Philodinidae. The record is from the annotation of a GenBank genome assembly.
AUGACAUCGUCCACAAAUUUAGCAACAAAAUAUGUUGUAUUUUCCUAUAGUAAAAAUAAUCAAGAACUUGUAUUAAAAAUUUAUGGCUAUUUAAAAAAUGAAAAUCUUCCUGUAUGGAUUAAUGUUCAAGAUGGCACCAAUAAAGAUAUCCAUGAAAGUGAAGACAAUAUUAUAAAUAAUAUAAGUAUUCUUGUAUGUUUCUUAACACCAAUGUAUCAAACAUCAAAGUUCUUCCAAAAACAAGUUGAAUCAGCUAGAAGAAAGAGAAUACCUAUUAUUGCUUGUCGCCUGUUACCGAAUUGGAAACCAUCUGGCUGGCUAAAUAAAAUUACAAGUGAUUUAUUGACAAUCGAUUUACGGGGUAUUAAUCAAAAAAAUUUCCUUGAUAAAACGAAUAAAUUACGAGAAAAAGUCAUCUGGUUAUUAGAUAACCAAAAAGAUUCUGAACUUUUAUCUAUUUUACCUGUUCAUGAAUCUCUAAUAGAUAUUGCAGAUCAAUCAAUAUUAUUAGAUGAUUCAGACAUGUUUUCUUUAGUUGAAAAUUUUCAUUCAAAUUGUUGUAAGAAAAAACCAAUUAAAUAUCGAAUUCUUCCAAAGAAUUGUUGUUUAUCGUUAUCAAAUUUAAUGAUUUGUAAUAAUGAAUAUAUAUUAAUUAGUGGAAAUAAUCAUUUGCAUUUAUUUGAUCGAAAUCUAAAACUUAUUCGGUCAAAUAAUGAUAGAAAAAUAAAUGAAGAUGAUCUGAAAGAUUUAAGUUGGUGUUCUUAUUUGAAUUGUUUUAUUAUUUUAACUAAAAAACAAAUCUAUUUAAUGAAUUCAUUAACAAGUAAACUUUCAAUUAUUGAAAAUAUUAAAUUAAAAGAUCAUCGAGAAGAGUUUAUUUCUUGUUGUUGUUCUGAAGAAAAAUUUUAUGUUAUAACAUGUCAAUUAAAUUCAAGUUCAUUUUAUUUCGAAGAAUAUAAUUUACCAACAUUUCGGUUCUUAAGAAAAUUUCAAAUUCUUGAUUUUAUCGAAAAUACAUUAAUUAUUCAAAAUGGAGUUUUUAAUAAAAAUUUCAAUUUAGAAGAAAUACUUUCUUUGAGAUAUUAUGAUAAAAAACUUGCAAUCAUUAUGAAAAUAGGAUCAAAUUGGUUUAUUUAUUUCUUUUAUUUAUAUGAUCAACCUUUUUUUCUUAAAAAAAUUCUUUUAGAAGAUAAAAGUCGAAUAACAAUUAUAGAUUCACUGAAUCAAUUGAUUAUUUUUAAAGAUUACUUAUCAAAUUCAUUUAUUCAAAUGCCAAUGGAUCUCGAAAAUAAAUUUCAAACAAAUCAAAUAUCAAAUUAUUCAAAAGCAUUUAUUGAUUUUAAUGGAAAAUUACGUAGUAUUGCAUCAUUUCGAAUGUCAAAUCUUGUUCUUCUUAUUGAUAAUGCUCUUGUUAUUUAUAAAUUGUAA